This is a messenger RNA of Trichobilharzia regenti, 3621 nucleotides long. The record is from the annotation of a GenBank genome assembly. NCBI's taxonomy places the organism in Eukaryota, Metazoa, Platyhelminthes, Trematoda, Strigeidida, Schistosomatidae.
AGCUUAUUUACCAAGUCACCGCCACUUUUGAGAUUUGGAAGUCACCUGCGACACUCAUGUUUUCAAAUCCAGUUUUGUGACACUUUUUUAUCCGUCUUGGUUUUCAUUGGCCUCAGAAUUAAGCAGAACUUCUAACCUGACUCAGUAGGAUCUUAGGAUCGGGGAUUACCUCCAUUUGAACUUACUGGCAGUUUACAUGUUAUGGAUCUAAGAUGUCGAGAUUCCUUCAGAGAUUUGGAGAAUGUAAUUGCUCAGGGAAAUCUACUCCGCAAAUGUGUCUUGAAACCUGACACAGAUAACCUUUUAACCGGACGUCCAGUACUUGGGAACUUGACGAACAGACCAUGGAAUGAAACAGGAGCUCAGUUAUGUAAAGGCAAGCAGCCAUUUGCUGCACUUCGCAAUAAAAAUGCCAAACUUGUAAACACAGAAGCGGAAUAUUUAUCAGCAUCUUCAACCACAUUAUGUACAUUCAGUCAGAUAGAUAUAGGUUCAGCAUCAAGUAGUGAUAGCGGUUACAGUAGUACACAUUCAGCGUCAGCUCUUGAACAAUCCAAACUUACAUCUCAUUCUCUAACUCAGUCGGUUUUAUGCCUCAAACCAUCGGAAGAUGAACAGAUACCACUGUGCAAACGUCCUCGCAUUGAUGAUUGUGAAUCCACACAAAGUGAAGCAUCCAUUUCAGAUGUUGACGAUUCAGAAGUUGACAGAAGACCGUUUAAAUCCAAACUGGCAUGUGAUAUUGUUCGAGCUGCAUUUGCUGAUCGUGUACAAUUAGAAGAACUGCUAGCCGAAUGUAGAAGAGCUGAUUUUGCUAUAUCUGCAUUGGAUCGCUCACCAGUGGAUCGUAUGAUGGAAGCUACAGAUUAUAUUGUUGGCAUUAUGGCUUAUGAACAGACAAGGGAAACUAAAGAGUGUUUUCAAGUGGGUGAUUUUUUGGCCUCUGGUAAACAACCUAAUCUCAAUGCUGAUAUGUUAACAACAUUGGCCGAUUGGUUGGUCGAAGUACAAGAGAAUUUUGCACUAAACCAUGAAACAAUACACUUAGCUUGGGGUCUGUUGUAUGCAUUUUUGGAUCGUGGUAAAGCGCUUGCUCGACGUGAAAUUCAACUGAUGGCGUGUGCAGCAAUCAUGGUUGCGUGUAAACACGAAGAACGUCAAAUGCCUCAUCUGAAUGAAUUUAUGUACAUAACAGACAAUGCAUAUACAAAAGAUGAGUUUAUUGAAGCUGAACGUCGUCUACUGGUUGCCAUUGACUUUGCUGUUCAUCGUCCAAAUCCAUAUGUGUUUUUGCGUCGUUAUGCUCGGGUUUUGGAUGCUCACAGUGGACCAAUUCAGUUCACCUCACGAUUCCUCUUAGAAGCUGGUAUGCACAGUCAUGUUAUCAGUUUAAAGCGUGAAUCACGUAAAGCUGCAGCUGUCCUAUGGCUUGCUCGAGUAGUUCUUCGUAAUCCAUCGUAUGCAGAUUGGACACGUAGAGCUGAUGUACAUCAGUUAAGGCAAUUAAUUCAAAACAAUGUAUAUGCUCAAGCUUAUUAUGCUCAUUGCCGAAAUCAGAAAUCUAAAAUAACUAAUAAUAAAAAUAAUCCCCGAACAAGAUUAAGUCAAUUGGUUGGACAAAAUGUUGAUUCAUCUAAAUCUCCAUACAAUUUGUCAGCUUCAAGUUCAUGUGACUUUGAUUGUUUUCAAUUUAAAUUCACAGAAAAGCCUUCUAAUGGUUUAUCCUGUGAUAAUUUAGAUGAGUCACUGAAUGUGAAUUUCUCUACUGUUGUACGUGCACCACAUUCAACACCCAGUUGUAACAAUAACCUUCCUGCUUCAUCAUCAUCAUCUGUGAUUGACUCUUUAACUGAAAAUCACGCUUUCGAUAGUUUAGAUCCAUCAGUCAAAUCUGAUCUCGAAGCAAUGCAGUUAGAAGAAGAACAACGUCAACCAUUGUGGCCUCCUAUUUUAGAGCAUAUAACUGGUUACAAAGAAGCCGAUUUAAUCCCUUUAGCUCUACGUUAUCAUUCAAUCGCUUUAAGGUUAAUAGCUGAAGUUGCUCGCGGAGGUCGUUUGGCUUCAGGUAGUACUGAUAACUCUGAUAUGCCUACUAAUCUAAGCGUAAAAAAAUCGGAUAAUGACAAUAAUGAUGGAAAUGUUCAUACAAAUGAAGUUGAUGCAGAGGAUCCAUCAGCUGCACAAAAUUCACGUUGUGUAUCACCUGGUGGUCAUUAUUUACGUCGUCAGUCUGUCAGUAAAUACUGUUCAAGUGCCUUUUUAAGUGUAGCUGAUGCCUAUCCUCAAUUGGCAUUUGACAAUUUUGUCCCAUAUUUCCCAUCUAUCCAAUGCACAGAAACAUGUCAAUGUUUUGUUUGCGUUAAUCUCAUCCGUCGAAUGAAUUAACAACAACAACAACACCAAGCCUUUAAGCGUAGGAUAGAAACACCCUCUUCUUUCUUUAUUUAUUUUAUUCCCCCCCCCUACUUCAGUUAAUCGUCUCAACUAAUUUAUGCAGCUUUUUAAUCUUAUCACUAUUUUUCUUUUAUUCAUGAUUAUUGUCAAUUUGUCUUUCGUAUAAUCCAUUAAUUCAUCUAUUAGGUUUUUGGAUUUUAUUUUCUUUUUUUAUUGUUGCUGGGUAAAUAUUAGAUUUUAAAUGAAGCUACUCCUUAAUUUUAUGGUUUGUAAUAUUUGACGUAUAUACAUAUGUAAGUUCUCCUAGGAUUUUCUAUUCCCUGAAAUGUGACAUUAUUUCAUCAGGCUCCUCCGCCUCAUCCUCCUCCUCCUCCUUCUCAGGUGAAGAUGUUUUAUGUGUACAUAGGUAUUCAUGUAACCUCUAAAGCAUACACAUAAUCUUCACUUUAUAUUCUAUCACUAGUAAAAAUAUAACUUGUUUUAAAAAAGAAACAACUAAUAUUUGGUUAUCAAUUCCUUUUUUUUAAUCAAUAACAAAAUCCCCCUUUUUUAUCCUUUUCUUUCCCUCUGUCUGAUUAAUUAAAACAGAAAAAUGUCUGUUUUUAUUUUAAAUACCUGUUAUUUUUUAAUGUGUGUGUGUGUGUUAAUUAAUAUUUACGUUUAUCAUUAAACAUAUAAUAUUAUUAUGUUUUUGAAAUGUACUCAUCCCAAUAUAUAUAUAUAUAUAUAUAUAUGUUAAAUUGAUUUUAACAUCCUUUUCAAUGUGUGUGUAUGUGUGUAUUAUUCGAUCUGUUCUCAGUUUUAUUUUAAUAGGUGUUGUAUUUUUUCUAUUCGUCAAUUACCUAUUAAUAUAUGACUACCCAAUGCUAUGUAAUAUAUGUCGGUGUGUACGGUUGUUGCACUGUGAAUCAUAGUCACAUUUAAUUGUAUUGUAUUUUUUUAAAAAUCCUACAAUUAUUAUAAUAAUUGUCUAUUCUAAUCUACCGUAAAAAAUAAUAAUGCAUGAAUAAUAUAUCUGUUUGUGUGUAUUUGUGUGUUCGUGUCCGCAUAUAUCAAAAUCAACCUAUGGAAUUGAACUUCAUUUUAUCAAAUCUUAUAAACUGUGUUUUGUGAAUGAUUCUAUGAAUAUAAUAUAAUAUAUAUAUGUGGCACAUUUUCUUCCUCUAUUUGUGUUUUUAUUAAUUAUAUUAAUUAAAGUCCUACAUUUCGUUUUAAUAAGACCGAAAC